AUGAGUUGCGUGGAGAGCUACGUAGAGACGUUAUCAAACGCUCUAUCAACUGAUGAGAUUGUCGCUUUGCAGCAGAAACUAGAAGCUGAUAUCGACAGUCGUAGACUUCGAUUAGCAGAGAGAUUGAAUAGAGAUAAAAGUGUACAUGCACACCAGCUCAGUCAAUCGCUCAGUUUAGUCCAGAUGCACUCACAGCUGAGCUCACAAUCGGAAGAAAUAUCAAAGAAGAUUGAACAGACAAAACCGACACUCAGAACUGAAAUAGAGGCAUACGAAAGUCAUAUCUAUGAUUACAAUCAGGCGAAACUCGAGCAUGAGGCUAAGAGCAUAUUAGAUUCCGUUCAGCUCUCCCUAUCAACCUUCAGGCAAUACAUAGAUACGGAGGACCUAGUGAAAGCUGCGAAAUUCAUGCAAGAUGGCCUUAAGAAUACAUUCCAGAGACUCUCAAAUUCGUUCGUCGCUCGCUGGUCUGGUUCUGCUGCUUUACAGACAGAAUGUGGUAGACUAUCCGAAUUGCUCACUGAAAAGCUCACAAAAGCUUGGAAUGACUCGGUUGAGUGUACACAGACAACCUUAACAUUGAGAGCUUCAAAUGGCAGUACACCAUUAUCAGAGACUGUAGAAGCGCUCGAGGUGCUCAAUAUGUCAACUAGACGCUUCACGAAUCUUUACAACAAUAUUAAAACACAUUUCGUUGACAUUCUUCUUCCAUCACCAACAAACCAAGGCCUUGUACCCACAUUAGUAGCCAAUGAAGACACACUCACACUUAAGAAAACACAAGAGGCACCGAUUAAAAGUACACAGCUGGAUUCACUAAGCACGUUAUUACAUUUCAUCGACUCUCGCUACAAAGAGCUUGGUGAACAACUCAGGCCGGUUAUUAUAGAGAGAUUAAUGGAGCACUAUCUUUUACCAUCUCUACCUGUCCGGUUAGGUGGCCCUGAUAUUACACUGUUUGUCAAGAGACUUGAGGAAGCCGUUGCAUUUGAGAAAGACAUCUUAAGCUGUAGUCAACAAGACACGAUCAACCAAUUUGCUCGAGUGUGGGGUGAUAGCUGGUUACAAAAGCGGAGAAAUCAAGUAUUAAGCAACACAAGAAGUGUUAUAGUUAGACCAGAUUGGGACACCUUCGUAGCAGAAAUUGAAGUACUUGUCGAAGAUAGCAAGGAAAAUGUGAAGAGGGAUACUCCAGCGAUCCAACCUCCCGUUGAAAAGGCCACCGACGAUAAGGAAGCUAAGGACUUACAUCAGAGUGAAUCAAAGACAUCUAUAACGUCUGCGAUGGAUGUUGAUAAUAAUAAUAAUGACGACGACGAUGGAUGGGGUCUCGAUGAUGAUGACGAAGGUAAUAAUGUUACUGCUGCUUUGAAUAAUGUUGAUUCAAAGACUUCAAUAGUAUCAAUGAGAGAAGCUGCUCAAGAUGACGACAUGGAAGAUGGAUGGGGAUUAGAAGAUAAUGAGGAUGUCGAAAAGUUGAAAAACGAUGAUGUUAAUGACCUCAAAGUUGAAAAGCCUGAUCUCUCUCGUAUAAGCUCCCAAUCAUCAAUUACUUCACCUCAGCCUGAUGUUAUUGAAGAGGACGACGACGGCUGGGGUCUUGACGACGAUGAAGAACACAUCGACGAAGAUAAAGAGGAACAAAUUGGCCACGUACAACAGAUAGAUGAUGAUGACGAUCCAUGGAAGGAGGAUAUGGAUGAGCCAGCCGCAAGGAAGCAUGAUGAGACCGGCAACGAUAAAGUAGAGCAGGAUAAUAACCAAUUGAUGCACGAUGAUGACGACCCAUGGAAGGAAGACAUGACUGAUGUAGCAACAAAAGAUAAUGCCAGCGAGGACGGUUGGGGACUUGAUGACGAUGAGGUGAUCAAACACGAAGUUGCUCAAGUUGAUACACCAAUACACCAAUGCGGAAACGUCGUUCAUGAUAAGAGUCAGAUGCUUGAUACCCAAAAAUCAGUCGAGGUAGCUCCUACUCGCCAGGAACUCAAAAGCAGAUCACUCGUUGUAUCUCAAUACGUCAAGCAAAUACUUUUACAUAUUGAUGACGCGCUCAACGAUAGACAGUAUCUCUUACAGACGAACGAAAUACCUUCGAAAGACAACAAUUUACCAGAGAAAGCAACUGAAGUGGCAGAAUUAGUAUUGGACUUCUACAGGUCGCUCUUUCCAUAUGUGCAUAGAGAAACGAUCAAGCUGGUACCAGCAUUGGCGCUUCAAUUUAUUAACGAUUGCGAGUACCUCUCACAUGAAGUCUCGGAUAGAGAAUUGAAAACAAGCUCGAAAAAGCUAGAAUUGCUUAAACAAACCACACUAGUGAAUGUGGAUGUUGAACAGAGACGACAGAUAGUUGAUAUAUUAACUGAUGCGGGACCACUGACGGAUUUAUCUAUAAAUCACGAAAGAGCAUUCGCUGGUGUGAUUUCAUCAUUCUCAAGGUUGAGAUCAUCUGUGAAGGAUGUAAUAGAUAAAGAAGAACUGAACAAAUUACUGGGUUCAGUAGCAGAAUUCUUGAUGAGAUUCGUAAUAGAAGCAGUUGAAGAUAUGGAUGAUAUCAGCGAAGAAGACAGUCAGAAGUUAUGCAAAAUGUGCAGAGAUUUGCAAGCAGGACUACAAUGCGUAUUUGAAGAGAAUGGCACGGAGGGAUUCAAGCAGACAGACAACUGGUUCAAAUUCGCAUACCUCUCAGAAAUCCUUCAAGCCAGCCUGGUAGAUUUGAGCUACCUUCACAAGGAAGGCAGCUUGGUCGAUUUCUCAUCAGAAGAACUUGUGCGAUUGUGCAAAGCGCUAUUUGCAGACACAGAGAAAAGGGCUCAAGUGAUUGAUGAUUUAAUGGUUGCUAGUGCUCGUUGAUGAAGAAUGU
Wallemia mellicola CBS 633.66 is the source of this 2863-nucleotide messenger RNA. RefSeq lists its product as hypothetical. The record is from RefSeq and is a predicted model, not a curated record. Lineage: Eukaryota; Fungi; Basidiomycota; Wallemiomycetes; Wallemiales; Wallemiaceae. The transcript is spliced from 4 exons. Gene Ontology annotation, cellular component: RZZ complex. Gene Ontology annotation, biological process: endoplasmic reticulum to Golgi vesicle-mediated transport; mitotic spindle assembly checkpoint signaling. Bases 1 to 2853 code for a protein of 950 amino acids.